AGAUUAACCACUGAAUGUAUUUUGUUGUACGGAUGUGUGUCCACCAUUCCACCCUCUAUAUAGCUUUGUACAGUCCCCUAGUGAGCCAAGUUAAGCCAGUGUUAUAAACAUUUUCCAGUACAUUAGUAUUAACAAAAGAAGUAUGCGUUUAUUAAGAAUGGCUGCUGGUUUAUUGUUAGCGUUAAUAACAGUUGUGAACAAUGCAAAAUUGCCAGAUUUCUCAAUAGAAGAAGUUACUGAUUUAACAACACAGAAUUAUUGGUAUCAACAAGCUCGGAAAACAUUGAAAAAAAACCUGAAAUUUAGUAAAUAUGACCACAGAAGAGCUAAAAAUCUCAUUAUGUUUCUUGGUGAUGGAAUGGGAAUGUCGACCAUUACAGCUUCUCGAAUCUACAAGGGCCAGAAAGCUGGAUUAAUGGGUGCAGAUGCGAAGUUGACGUUCGACGAAUUUCCACAUACCUCACUUUCAAAGACUUAUGCUUUAGACAAACAGACCUCUGAUUCUGCAAACACAGCGACUGCCUUUUUAUGCGGAGUGAAAGCGAACUAUGGAACUCUGGGUGUAAACGGGAAAGUUUUAUACGAGAACUGUAAAUCCUCAAAAGAUAAUUAUACGAACCUACAAUCAAUACUAGAGUGGGCCCAGGAAGACGGAAAAUCUACGGGGUUUGUGACAUCAACUCGAGUCACACAUGCGACACCUGCUGGUCUUUAUGCUCACACAGCUUCCAGAAAUUGGGAAUUUGAAAGCCCUGAUGGAGAUCAUGAGUGUCCUGACAUUGCUUUGCAGUUGGUAAAAUAUAUGCCCGGGAAAAAUAUUCAGGUUAUUCUUGGUGGAGGACGACAGGCGUUUUUUCCGAACAAUGAAUCAGAUGUAGAAACGAAGGAAAAAGGAAAAAGAACAGACAGAAAAUAUUUGAUUGACGAAUGGCUAGAUGAUAAGAAAAGAAUAUCUACACGAGUCCAUUAUGUGACUAAUAUGACAUAUCUUCGGAGUGUUAAGCCCGAAGAAACUGAUUACUUGUUAGGGUUGCUUGGAUACGACAACAUGCCAUAUGAACUUGAUCGAUCCAAGGAAGAAAAAGAACCAGCGAUCUGGGAGAUGACAGACAAAGCUAUCCGUAUCUUAAGAAAGAACCCCAAUGGCUUUUUUCUACUCGUUGAGGGUGGCCGUAUAGACCAUGCCCAUCAUGAUGGAAUGGCCAAGAAGGCAUUAGAAGAAACUGUGGCAAUGGACAAAGCUAUUGAACUAGCACUAAGGCUUACUGACCGGGAAGAUACUUUAAUAGUUGUGACGGCAGACCACUCCCACACGAUGACAAUCAGUGGUUAUCCAAAGCUGGGGAACAAUAUUUUAGGAACUUCUGUUUCAGAAGAAAUCAAUGUUGAGUACACAGUGCUUUCUUAUGCUAAUGGACCAGGAUAUAACACAAGUCGAGACAAUUUCGAAAACAACAUAACACUUGGUAACGAAUACAAACAACCUGCGACAUUUUACCUCGACAGCGAGACUCACGCUGGAGAGGAUGUUCCUGUGUUUGCUAUUGGACCCAUGGCCCAUUUGUUCCAAGGUGUUCACGAUCAGUCGUAUAUUCCUCACGCUAUGAGCUUCGCUGCCUGCAUAGGGCCAAGUAAAGAUUCUGCAGUGACGCUGUAAAACUUACAUCGCACACGGGACUUUUUUUACCACUGUAUUUUUAUGUUCUUCCUUUUUUAAAAGAAAUGGUUUAAUCGUAAUUAACCUAGAGAUUGCGUACACUAGUAUAUGUAAAAGUUGAGUUAUCCAUUUCGGAUUAAAUCCCAACACGUAUGAUAAUUUUUGUAAAGUAAAUAAAGACAUGUUAUUUUUAAUCUCAA
Messenger RNA from Limulus polyphemus (Atlantic horseshoe crab), 1857 nucleotides. Its product is annotated as alkaline phosphatase-like. The record is from RefSeq and is a predicted model, not a curated record. Gene Ontology annotation, biological process: dephosphorylation. Gene Ontology annotation, molecular function: alkaline phosphatase activity. The transcript has 9 exons. The coding region runs from base 143 to 1657 and encodes 504 amino acids. NCBI's taxonomy places the organism in Eukaryota, Metazoa, Arthropoda, Merostomata, Xiphosura, Limulidae.